UACCGCAGCUCCAUCUCCGAGAAAACAAAGAGCCCAAGUUAAUGCUUCUUCAUCACGCUAGAAAUCAGCAAUCACUCUCAACUCCUUUCAAAUUGCUUCUGCUAGAGGCAUCAAAUAGGGAGUUGAAUUUGUCAAACAUUUAUCAUGGGCGUAACAAACUCCUCCUCUAAAGAUCUGAUCGGCAUAUCUGCUGCAAAUUCGGAGCACGGUUCUCAGUUAUUUCAAUCAUCACAUGGGUGAUUUUCUGGUUCCGAGAUCUCCGUUCAAACUAGGGUUUAUCUCCUAUAAAGUUGCUACUCAAACCUUCAAGAAAUACACAGGGAACACAGCAAAAAUUAGGAGGGUUUGUGAGAUUGGAUUGUUGAUAUUGACAGUAUUGAAGGUGAGCGAUCUCCAUUGACGGCGGACCGGAAGGCAGCUGCUGCAUCGGUGAAUGAGCGGUGGAACACCUAAUCCUAAACUCAAGCGAAUCAGGAAGUAUAUCGAUUCUGUGAACAUCAUAAGUCACGAGAGAUUAAUCUACGCCUUUCAAAUAGAUCAACCAGAAGAGGUGAAACCAGAGGAAGUUAAACCAACAGAAGAUAGUCUAAAAGGAGCGAAAAUGGGUGAACGAACUUUGAAGGAGAUGGCUGCCCCAAAUACGGGUGAUGAUCCUCUGUCCAUUGUGUUUCCAGAGCUAGACAAACCCCUCAAACUGAAUUCAGGUUUCCUUAAUUUUCUUCCCAAAUACUAUGGGAAAUCAGGUGAAUGAGCGGUGGAACACCUAAUCCUAAACUCAAGCGAAUCAGGAAGUAUAUCGAUUCUGUGAACAUCAUAAGUCACGAGAGAUUAAUCCACGCCUUUCAAAUAGAUCAACCAGAAGAGGUGAAACCAUAGGAAGUUAAACCAACAGAAGAUAGUCUAAAAGGAGCGAAAAUGGGUGAACGAACUUUGAAGGAGAUGGCAGCCCCAAAUACGGGUGAUGAUCCUCUGUCCAUUGUGUUUCCAGAGCUAGACAAACCCCUCAUACUGAAUUCAGGUUUCCUUAAUCUUCUUCCCAAAUACUAUGGGAAAUCAGGUGAGAAUCCUCAUCGACAUUUUAAAGAGUUUAAGGUUGUUAGUUCUUCUAUGAAUCUUGAAGGAGUUGAACGAGAUCAUAUUAGAUUGCAUGCUUUUCCUUUUUCUUUGCAAGAUUUGGCUAAAGAUUGGUUGUAUGAUCUUCCUGCUGGAUCAAUUACGACUUGGAAUGUUAUGGUAUCAACUUUUCUAGGAAAGUACUUUCCAGCAAGUCUAAUUGGAUCCAUCAAGAAGGAGAUAUGUGGCAUUAGGCAACAUGAUAAUGACUCCUUGUAUGAGUAUUGGGAACGUUUUAAGAGAUUAUGUUCAUCCUGUCCCCAACAUCAGAUUAGUGACCAACUAUUAAUUCAAUACUUUUAUGAAGGCCUAUUGCCUACUGAUAGGGCUAUGAUAGAUGCUUUGAGUGGGGGUGCAUUAGUGGAUAAAACACCAACCCAAGCUAGGGAUUUAAUUUCUAAUAUGGCUCAAAACACCCAACAACAUGGUACUAGAAAUGAUGUUAAAAGAGUAAAUGGAGUUGAUUUAAUUGGUAUUCAGAAUCAAUUACAAGAAAAUGCUCAACAAAUUGCUACCUUAACUACUCCCGUGUCUAAAUUUGUUGCUAGUAACGAGUCUAAAGAUAGAGUUUGUGGAAUUUGCUAUAAUGAGUCUCAUCCUACUGAUAAAUUCCCUGACCUGCAAUCUGAAGAUGUGAAUGCUAUAGGUGGUUAUUCUGGUCAAUGAAAAUAUGAUCCUUACUCACAGACUUAUAAUGAAGGUUGGAAAGACCACCCUAAUCUAAGGUUUGGAAAUAGACCACAACUUCCACAAUCUAAUCAACCAAGGCAAUAUGGUUAACCUAAUCAUCCACCCCAAUCUGGUCCUUCACUAGAAGACUUAGUUAAACAACUCACUAAUCAAAUAGGGCAAGUUCAUAACCAGGGUGUUGAGUAUCAAAAGAAAACUGACACGCGCCUUCAUCACAUAGACACUCAAAUAGGUUAGAUUUGCACUUCUCUGAGUAAUCUUGAAACUCAACUAUCAGGUAAACUUCCAUCACAAACAAUCCCUAAUCCCAAUGGUCAUGUUAAAGCUAUCACACUUAGGAGUGGUAAAGUAUUAACUGGGCCUAAAAUGAAAAGUCAUGAAGUUGAAAAAGAGAUAGAAGUCAAUCCUAAAGUUGGAUCAGGGGAAAGAGUGGAAAGUGAGGGUACUGUGAAGGACAAUGAAAAAGAAAAUGAAGGGAAGAGUAAAACCGAAUCUGAUUCUGUUGUUUCUCGUUUUAAAGAAUUGCCUCCUUUCCCUUCUCGAUUUGCUAAAGCUAAGAAAGAGAGUCUUGACAAUGAAAUUCUAGAAAACUUUAGGAAAAUUGAAGUCAAUAUUCCCUUUCUUGAUGCCAUUAAACAAGUACCUCGUUAUGCAAAGUUUCUUAAGGAACUAUGUACUAACAAAAGACAGUUUCGUCCUUCUGAAAAGGUAAGUAUGGGGGAAAAUAUUUUAGCUAUUAUUCAAAAGAAACUUCCCCCUAAGUGUAAGGAUCCUGGCAUGUUUUGUAUUCCUUGCAAAAUUGGAGAUUCUAAGUUUGAUAGGUGUAUGCUAGAUUUAGGAGCCUCCAUUAAAGUUAUGCCGAAAUCUGUUUAUGAUACUUUAAAUGUGGGUUCGUUGUCUAAAACUGUUAUUGUUAUUCAGUUAGCUGAUAGAUCUAACGCAUUUCCAAUAGGAGUCUUAGAAGAUGUACUUGUGCAAGUGAAUGAAUUGGUAUUUCCUGCUGAUUUUUAUGUUCUUGAUAUGGGUUAUAGAAGCGAUAGUGUUCCACUGUUGUUUGGUAGACCAUUCCUAAAAACUUCUAAGACUAAAAUUGAUGUUCAUGAGGGUAACUUAACUAUGGAAUUUGAUGGGGAAAUAAUUAUAUUUAAUAUUUUUGAUGCUAUGAGAUACCCAAGUGAUAUCAAUAAUGUCAGUUCUAUAGAUAAUUUUGAUGCUUUUGAUUGGAUGGCUCAAGAUGUAUUUGAUAAGUGGUGUGACAAACUGUUUGAAAAUGAUGUUCCUGAUUAUAUGCGUGAAAUUUCUUAUUCUUCUGUUCUAGCCGCGUCUGAUGUGGUUGAUGUGAAUGAAAAGUCAGAUUUUUCUUUGCCUUUAUCUGUGCCUAAAUUGAUUCCUUCUAUUGUGCAAGCACCUAUUUUAGAGUUAAAACCCUUGCCCUCUAAUCUGAAAUAUGUUUAUUUGGAUGCUAAUGAGACAUUGCCUGUGAUUAUUUCAAGCUCAUUAAAUGAAAUUCAAGAAGCAAAGUUGUUGAAUGUGCUUAAAAAUUAUAAAGAGGCAAUAUGAUGGACUUUAGCAGACAUAAAAGGUAUUAGUCCCACCUUAUGCAUGCAUAGAAUAUUUCUUGAACAGAAUGCUAAACCAACUAGAGAGACUCAACGAAGGUUAAACCCUUCAAUGAGGGAAGUUGUUCAAAAGGAAAUUACUAAAUGGAUAAAUGCGGAUGUGAUGUUAUGUUCUCUAGAAUUGACAGAGUUCUCUCCAACUCUGCAUGGGAUGUUAUGUUCCCCAAUGCAGAAGCUUUAUACCUCCCUGAGGCACCUAUGACCAUUGCCCCAUGGUUCUGAGUUCCUACCCCACCAUACACCAGAAGAAGCCAUUCAGAUUUUAUAACAUGUGGACAUCAUCAGAUGAGUUCAUACCCAUUGUGGAAAGGAACUGGUCAAAAUAUAUUUAUGGUUGUGUGAUGUUCAGAAUCAUUCAGAAGCUGAAAUAGAUCAAGCAUGAUCUGAAACUCCUAAACAAAACUGGUUACAGCAAUGUUGAGGCAACCAAAGUUCAGAUACAAGCCCAUCUGGCUAAGAUUCAGGAUAAACUUAACUCUGAUCCCACCAACAUUGAUUUAUCUACAGCAGGGAAAAAUGCUGCAGCUGACUAAGGAAAGCACAAGACAAUCUGUUGUCUUUCCUACACCAAACAGCCAAAGUGCAUUGGCUUGAAAAGGGAGAUGAAAACACCAAAGCCUUUUAUCAGAGCAUCAAACAAAGAAGGAAAUACAAUACCAUCCAUUCCAUUCAAAAUGCUGCAGGGGUGUGGGUGAAUUCACCUAAGGAGGUCCAAGUUGCUUUCUUGGACUUUUACAGGAACCUUUUUUGCUACAAAAAAGACAACAGGAUUCCCAUCCAGAAAAGCAUCAUGGAUAGAGGGCCAAGGCUCACUGAGACCCACAGGAAUUCUCUCAGUUGUAAAUCCUCUUUGAAUGAUGUCAAGAGAGUUCUGGAUAGCAUACCAAGCAAUAAAGCUCCUGGUUUAGAUGGUUUCAAUAGCCACUUCUACAAAAGGUCCUGGGACAUCAUCAAGAAUGAUCUCCUUGCUGCAGUGAAUGACUUCUUUGAAACUAGGAAAAUGCUAAGAGAGAUUAAUGUCACUUCAAUCACCUUGAUCCCAAAAAUAAAUGUUCCUUCUACAGUAAGUGAUUUCAGACCAAUAGCCUGUUGCUCAGUUCUGUACAAAUGCAUAUCCAAGCUUUUGUGUGAUAAGUUGGGUUCAGUGCUGCCAGAUAUCAUUUGUCCUAACCAGAGAGCCUUUGUGAAAGGGAGAUCCAUUCUCCACAAUGUCCUGGUGUGCCAGGAUAUAAUCAAGAUGUACAGGAAAGGUCAACUUCAAGCUAACUGUAUGAUGAAGCUGGAUCUCAAAAAAGCUUAUGAUAUAGUUGAGUGGGACUUUAUUGAGGAAGUUCUACUGGACCUGGGUUUUCCUACUCAUUUUAUUCAAUUGAUCAUGACUUGCCUGACAACCACUCAAUACUCAAUUCUGAUCAAUGGAGCACCUACAGAACUGAUUCACCCAAGAAGAGGGUUGAGACAAGGUGACCCUUUGUCACCAUUGCUCUUUACUCUUUGCAUGGAGUAUCUCACAAGAGCAAUGACAUCCAUUGGUGAUCAAACUGAUUUUGGAUUCCACUCUAGAUGGAGAAGAUUAAAGCUUAACCACCUUUGCUUUGCAGAUGACCUUCUUCUAUUCUGUAAAGGUGAUGCUCAGUCUGUGAAUUUAGCUCUACAAGGUUUGAAAUGGUUUUCUGACACCACUGGGCUAGAGGUUAAUGCCAAUAAAUCAUCUCUUUAUUGCCGUGGCAUGUCUGAUUCUCAAUCACAGGAAAUGGCCACUCUUACUGGUUUCAAGUUGGGAUCUCUUCCUUUUUCUUAUCUUGGUGUUCCAGUCAGUCCAUAGAAAAUGAAAGCUAAGGAUUGUGAUUGCCUCAUUGAUAAAAUGACCUCCAAAAUCAAAAUUUGGAGCUCUAGGAAUCUCUCCUUUGCUGGUAGAGCUCAACUAGUGAAUUCUGUCCUGAUGAGCAUCUGUGUAUACUGGUCUCAAAUGUUUUUGCUUCCUAGUGCUAUUCUUAAAAAAAUUAAAGCUGUAUGCAGAUCUUUCCUCUGGUUUGGCACCUAUGAUGAUAGCAGACCAGGAGCAGUUGCCUGGGAUAAUUUAUGUCAACCAAAAGCACAGGGGGGUCUUGGGUUUAGGAACAUCUUAAUUUGGAACCAAGCAGCUGUUGGGAAACAGGUAUGGGCUAUUGCUCAAAAGCAAGACAACCUAUGGGUCAAGUGGAUCCAUACUGUCUAUGUGAAAGACAAAGAUUGGAGCCAUUUCACUGCCCCCACUGCUGCUAGCUGGGUAGUAAAGGUACUAUGCAAAAUCAAAAGCCACUGCAAUCACCAACUCAAUUCUACUCAAUGGCUGGCUAAGCCCAAGUACUCCAUCAGGGACACCUACAGUGAGUUUGCACUCAAGGAGCCAAAGUUCAAUGGCAAUCUUAUGUCUGGAACAGGUUGAGUGUUCCUAAACAUAGAUUCAUUCUAUGGCUUGCUCUUUUGGACAGAUUAAAGACUAAAGACAGAUUGUAUAAGUUAAAUAUCAGCACUGAUGAUUUGUGCCCUGUGUGUGGGACUGGCACUGAAUCCACAAUGCAUCUCUUUUUUGAGUGCUCUUUUGGCACUGCUUGCACGCAGCAGGUCUUGGCCUGGUUGGGAUUCCAACAAGGCAGAAACUCCAUGUUACCUCUCUUGAAGUGGAUCCAGAGAUAUGGUAGAAGCAAGGUUCAUAAAACCAUCUUAUACACUGAAAUUGCAUGUCUGGUGUACCACAUAUGGAAGGCAAGGAACUCUACAGUGUGGAACUUGAAGGUUCCUAGUAUCAAGUGUAUUGUUCAGGCUGUACAAACUGAAGUGAAGGGUAGAGUGACUAAUCUCAUAAGUAGUAAAGCAAGUACAAGGGAUAGGGACUGGUUUUUCAACC
Messenger RNA from Spinacia oleracea (spinach), 6312 nucleotides. RefSeq lists its product as uncharacterized. The transcript is spliced from 3 exons. The coding region runs from base 2170 to 3363 and encodes 397 amino acids. NCBI's taxonomy places the organism in Eukaryota, Viridiplantae, Streptophyta, Magnoliopsida, Caryophyllales, Amaranthaceae. The record is from RefSeq and is a predicted model, not a curated record.